CACUGUCACGUGGCUUUUGGAUUUGCGACCCCACACCUCAACACAAUCUGUGUAACCGUGUUCCUGACCCCAUUGAAGCCUAGCCUAUGCAGACACCACACACAAAAACACACCCUCAAUUCAAACAUGUUAUACUAGAUUGAAAAUUCAUUAAUGUUUAUUGUCUUCUACUCACAAAAAGAAAACGCGUUCAGGAGGAAGAAGAGAACAUGGGUACUGUUCAAACAAGGCAAGGAAAAGGUAUUUGAAGUUUGAGGUCUGAGGUUUGAGGGAGGACCCUUUCCUUCUUCUUUCUCGUAGUGGUGCUUUGGGUGCUCCACUACGUCAACAAAAUCUGACAACAACAGAAUCUUCAUAGAUUGUGGGGAACAAAAGUACCAUAGAUAACCAUAUUGUUGAAAAUUAAAGAAGGAAUAUUGAGUGUUUUUAUUGAGCCAGAAAUGUGAUGCAGAGAUUGGCACUGUUAUGUGAUCUGGGUUUUCUGCUGUCAUGAGAUUUUGAGGUGUGACACCUGAGGCAUUGGUUUCUUGGUUGGUAAAGUUUGGUGAUUAUUGCAGUAUAACUAUCUUCAUCCAAAGUUUUCAUCUUUGCUUGAGGUCUAAGAAUUUCGGUUGUUAUUAUGGGAUCUGAAGUUUAGAGCUUUGCUUUGAGCUGAGAUUGACACGUGAUAUGUCGGCAGCGUCGCCGUCAGCGGCGGCAUCUCCACCACCACAAACACCACCCUCCUCCAACACUAGUCCCUCACCGUCCAACGCCACCACUCCUCCGCUGCAACAAACCCCUUCUUCCACUUCUCCGCCACAACAAGCAGAAUCUCCGCCUCCGCUAACCCCAUCUCCGGCGGCUCCGCCGCCUGCUCCGCCGUCACCACCACCUAGUUCUUCACCUCCCCCAGUGUCUGGAACACCUCCUCCAUCAGUCACUCCAUCAUCACCACCUCCAUCUUCGCCGCAGCCAUCUCCUCCAUCAGUCACUCCAUCAUCACCACCUCCAUCUUCGCCGCAGCCAUCUCCUCCACCGCCACCCCCUCAAUCAGUCCCUCCAUCAUCAUCACCGCCAUCUUCACCGCAGCCAUCUCCUCCACCGCCGCCUGCUCCUGAUGCACCGGCACCGGUGCCACCGAGCUCUCCACCGCCACCACCACCAUCAGCACCAGUGCCAUCAAGAAGCCCUCCGCCACCGCCACCACCAUCAAACCCUCCUAAUAGCUCAUCUCCACUACCACCGCCACAACCCUCACCAUCAGCUCCCCCACCUAACAACAUCCAAACACCGCCGCCGCACCGAAAUUCACCAUCUCCUCCGGCUUCACCGCCCCCUAGAAACUCAACUAGGUCAUCACCGCCCCCUCCGGCAGCGAGGUCAUCGCCGCCUCCAGCACCUGAGCCAUCCAACCCACCUUCUAGGAGUAGUCCUCCUCCCACACCAAGUUCCUCCCUAGCUCCCCCUUCAAAUUCUACGCCAAGUUCAUCACCACCUUUAGUUACUCAAUUGGCCCCGCCACCGCCAUCCCCGUCAAAAGUUUCAUCGCCCCCAUCCCCUACUCCGAACCCGACAGCAGAGGCAGGCUCUCCUGGAGGUAGUAUCAGCACUGUUGGUGUAGUGGCUAUUGGUGUGGUAGCUGGAUUUCUGCUUCUUGGCUUCAUUGGUGUUCUUAUAUGGUGCAUGAGAAGGCAAAAGAGAAAGACUCCUGUGAAUGGUGGUUAUGUCAUGCCAUCCACUCUUGCCUCCUCUCCUGAAUCAGAUUCAUCGUUUUUUAAGACACACUCUUCAGCUCCUCUUGUGCAAAGUGGCUCUGGCAGUGAUGUUGUGUACACACCAUCUGAUCCUGGUGGACUAGGCCACUCAAGGUCAUGGUUUUCAUAUGAAGAACUGAUGAAGGCCACAAAUGGUUUCUCAAGUCAAAAUCUUUUGGGUGAGGGAGGAUUUGGUUGUGUGUAUAAAGGGCACCUUCCUGAUGGAAGAGAGAUAGCAGUGAAACAACUGAAGAUUGGUGGAGGUCAGGGAGAGAGAGAAUUCAAAGCUGAAGUGGAAAUUAUCAGUCGUAUACAUCAUCGCCAUUUGGUUUCUUUAGUGGGAUACUGCAUUGAAGACAGCAGAAGACUACUUGUCUAUGACUACGUUCCUAACAAUAACCUUUACUUCCAUCUACAUGGGGAAAACCAGCCUGUGCUAGAAUGGACAAACCGUGUCAAAAUUGCAGCUGGUGCAGCCCGUGGACUAGCUUAUCUCCAUGAAGACUGCAACCCUCGGAUCAUUCACAGGGAUAUCAAGUCGUCAAACAUUCUUUUAGAUUUCAAUUAUGAAGCUAAGGUCUCAGAUUUUGGGCUAGCCAAAUUAGCUCUUGAUGCAAAUACGCAUAUUACCACGCGUGUCAUGGGAACUUUUGGGUAUGUUGCCCCUGAAUAUGCUUCAAGUGGUAAAUUGACUGAGAAGUCUGAUGUAUAUUCUUUUGGAGUCGUGCUUUUGGAGCUAAUUACCGGCCGGAAGCCGGUAGAUGUAUCCCAACCUUUGGGAGAUGAAAGCCUGGUUGAAUGGGCUCGGCCUUUACUAAGUCAUUCAAUUGAUACUGAGGAAUUCAGUAGUUUGGCAGAUCCAAGGCUAGAAAAGAAUUACAUUGAGAGUGAAUUGUAUUGCAUGAUUGAGGUUGCUGCAGCGUGUGUGCGGCAUUCAGCUUCAAAGAGACCUCGCAUGGGACAGGUUGUUAGAGCUUUUGAUAGCUUAGGAGGUUCUGAUCUAACUAAUGGAAUGAAACUUGGGGAAAGUGAGGUGUUUGACUCUGCACAACAAUCUGAAGAAAUAAGAUUAUUUCGGAGAAUGGCAUUUGGUAGUCAAAAUUAUAGCACAGAUUUCUUUAGCCGUGCUAGUUUGAAUCCAUGAGAGGGCACUGUGUACAUAAUGGAAGAGCUUAUUUCAAAGAUCUUGUGAAGCUAAGCCAAUGGCUGGCUCUGGUUGAGUUUUUGUUGCUUGCAGAUAUGGCCAAGGUGCUUGCAUUCUUGCUUUUGAUUCUGAAAUUGACACCAUCAUUCUUCUACCUGAAUUUCAUCAUUCUUUUCAUUAGCUGGUUCUUUUGGCAGCAAUUUUGGUUUUGUAAGUAUAAUUUGUAAAAAGUUACCUUCUGCAACACUCACCAUUACAAUGAUUAACAUAUUAGUUGAUUUGUUAUGUAAUGAUAGAAUAGAUGUGUGACU
Vigna angularis (adzuki bean) is the source of this 3191-nucleotide messenger RNA. Its product is annotated as proline-rich receptor-like protein kinase PERK9. Lineage: Eukaryota; Viridiplantae; Streptophyta; Magnoliopsida; Fabales; Fabaceae. Gene Ontology annotation, molecular function: ATP binding; protein kinase activity. Bases 670 to 2880 code for a protein of 736 amino acids. Gene Ontology annotation, biological process: protein phosphorylation. The record is from RefSeq and is a predicted model, not a curated record. The transcript has 8 exons.